Plasmopara halstedii is the source of this 11292-nucleotide messenger RNA. Its product is annotated as Leucine rich repeat proteins, some proteins contain F-box. The coding region runs from base 1 to 11292 and encodes 3763 amino acids. The record is from RefSeq and is a predicted model, not a curated record. Lineage: Eukaryota; Oomycota; Peronosporomycetes; Peronosporales; Peronosporaceae. The transcript is spliced from 8 exons. Gene Ontology annotation, molecular function: protein binding.
AUGGUCAAACGCCACGCCCUUGACUUGCAUGUGCUCAAUGAUCGCCCAAUCAAGCAGAAAACUCACGCAUUUUCUGACGCACAAGUCCCACGACAACUCUCAAGUAGGACUUUGAGCUCCAAAGUGGAGAACGUCGACGUCAAUGAUGUCGCAUAUCACUGGGAUUCCGCUCAAACCACAAGUAGUUUACCUUUGCGAGGCAAUCAAUCAUCGCAAAGUGAAUCAUGGCUUCAAGAUCCAAGUGAAAACUCUGUAUUGGCUAGUGCAGAGGCUGCAAUUUGUGUCCCGAACGACAUUUUGCAUAUGUUUCCAGACAAAAGAACGCGACUCUUAAAGCGUCCACGAUCGUCCCAUCACCACUUUUCACGGAACUAUGCGCUUCGUAUGGACAGCAUGAUCAAGAACACACAGACUCGAGAUAUUGUUGCGUUGCCGCGGAUACGGAGUUCUACAGAUAAAGGCAGAGCUAUUAUAGAGCAGCUGUUGACAGAUUGCAAGGGGAAGACUCAUUGUGAAGACUAUACGCCUUUGCCAUCUAAGCAGCAAGUGUCUCAACUAGCUCAUAGUCUUGCGAUUGCCAAUGAUAACGCUUACCUUCCGGAUCAGCUGUUCUACGAGCAGAACUCGUUUAAACCUCUUGAGAAAGUUGAUCUAAGCAGCUGGACUUCGUUGUGCAUACAGGACGGUCCAGUUUUCCAAGAAAUGGCGUUUAAACUCUCUCGAAGAUGCAAGGAAUUGGAUUUGGAUGGUCUUGAAUCACUCACACGGGCACAAGACUUUACACUGCUGCUUAAUAAUUGCUCAAAACUGCGACGUCUCGUCUUGGAUAAAUUUAAGAACAUACCUAAAGCAGCUUUUCAAGCUAUUGCUCGACAAUGUGACUUGCUGAAUGACUUGUCGUUAUGUGGAAGUGAUUUUGUCACGGACAGCAUUCUUGGAGUAGUUGGUGGGGCCUUUACGCAAUUAUCUAGCCUGAAUCUUGAAAAGUGCGAACACGUGACCGACUUGGGUGUUAUGCAGUUGGUUAAAAAAGUCAGACUUCUGGAAAGACUACGUCUUGAUUACUGUCGGUCUAUCUCGGACACAGCAGUGAUACCAUUGAUGAAGUCACGGGGAGAAAAACUAAGGAUUUUUUCGAUUCGCCACUGUCAGAGAGUCACUGACGCUAGUAUCAAGGAAUUGUUCAGUAGAAAACCUCGACGAUUGGAAGAACUGAAUGUUAGCUAUUGUGUCAAUAUCACGGAUGAUGCGUUUGAAUGUCUUUGCUUUAAUAUUGUGGGUUAUCGUGAGGUCAGCAAAUAUCUUAAGCUGACCAAGCUUGACAUUUCAGGGUGCAACUUGUUGACAAAUUUGAGUUGUUCAUGGAUCGCAACGUCGUGUCCAUUCCUUCAAAGUCUUAACGCUUCAAGUUGUUUAAAACUGACUGACAAGGGUUUACUUGCUUUUGCCGGACUAUUGAAACUAGAAAGACUCGAUCUAUCGGGUUGUGUGGGCUUCACAGAUUCUGGCUUUGAUGCUUUUUUUCGUACUAAUGGCAUCAAUGCAUACACUAGCAGAUCGUUAGACUUUUCUGCCUCAAAGAACUUCAAGCUGUUAAAGUGUCUAACGUUGUCUAACAAUUCCAGUAUUGGAGAAAUGGCGCUACUCGCAGUGAUCAACACAUGCUCACGAACUUUGACAGCACUUGAUCUCUCCAAAGUUGGUACAAUUCCUGCUUCGGUUCUCGUCAGACUUGUAAAGUCUGCCCCGAACUUAAUCAAGCUGCGACUUGCUGGGCAGGAGCAAGUAUCAAGAGCCUUGCUAACAAAUCUGGCAGGUCACAAUAAAGUCUUACGAGUACUUGACCUCCGAGAUUGUGUCAAUGUCGAUGAUCUCGCACUUUACCCCAUGUUGGUUAUGCAAUCGUUAGAAAAACUGUUUCUCUCCGGUUGUACAGGUUUUUCGAGCCGCGGGCUACGUAGUCUUCCUGUAAACCUCAAGCAACUCGAUCUUCAGUAUCAACCACGAGAUAAGCUUAACGAAGCGUGUUGUCGUACACUCAGUAGUCAAUUGAAGUUCCUCGAGGUGCUGGAUCUUUCCCAAAGUGAAGGUAUUGAUUCUGCUGGACUUGAACACAUAUGGACGAAGUGCCUCUUUCUACGUUAUUUAAACGUGUUUCGUUGCCCAUUGAUUCAAGUCACAGAUCUCGAGAAGCUCCUUAAAUGUCGUGAAAAUGUGUAUGGGCUUGAAGUCAUUUCCAAACAUGAAGCAAAGUUUAAGGGAAUAUCAGCUUCGAAUCCGGACGCAGCAAUAAAAGCUCAAAAAAGGGAAAGAUUGAUAGAUUAUUCUACUAAAUGUGUCAAACUAGCUAUACUCCUUCAAGCUCGUUUUCGAGCCCGAAUCCGAGCUUGUGAGCGCCAAAUUGAGCUUAAAGAGCGCGAGUGGAAACAAUUUUGCGCUGCGUUAGACAUCCAGCGCCUAUUUCGUGGAUAUCGAUGUCGACUAUCUUAUCAUAUUACCCUACAACAGCUUCUCAAUGUUGUCAUUCCAAUGCAGUACCGUUGGCGAAAGCGACUGUAUGAUCGACAAGUGCGCAUGGCACACAAAUACUGGGUAAAUCGGUCCGAACUCAAGGUAUUUACAGCGUGGAAAUUGCUGCAUUCGGAGACACAACACAGACAAAUGCAUCGUGUCGCCAGAUUGAAUGUUGCAAAGGCUUAUAAAUUCUUAGCUCAGCGAAAACUACCAUUGAAUUUCAAGGCUUGGCGUAAGCUCGUACAACGCAAACGACAUGAUGUUGAAAAAGUGUUCGUUUUCGAAAAACGCCGUUUACUGCCACGCAUCAUUCAGACCUGGUAUACAUUAACAAGGCAGUCGAAGAAGCGUAGAUUAUUGAUGUCUGGAAUAUUUUUGAACACUCUUCAUCUUGAAGCCCACAACUCGACUCGGCAAUUGGAAGGCAGAACUCGAGCAAAUAAGGCUUUGAUUAGAAUGAUAUGGCGAAUUUGGCUCAAAUUUGUUAAAAAACAAACGCGAUUUCUGGUCGAAGCAAAGGCGUCCAUCGUCUGUAGAAGCUUGACUCGCUGGGCAUUCCGUCAGUGGCUUCAUAAUGCGCAUCGUGAGCGCCAGCUGCAAGAAAAAUAUCGCUGGCUAGCUGGAAAAGUGUGGCAUCAGGACAAGUUGCUCGUUUGGAAUGCGUGGCUGAACUUUGUAAAGGCCCAGCGAGCAAAGCGCCGAGCUUUAGCAAGAUUUUCUGGCAGUAUUCAGUCUAAAUGCUGGUUACGUUGGCGUCAUUGUCAUGAGCAUCGAGCGACGCUCCGACUUAUCUCUGGGCGUGUAGCCGCACGAGUCCGCAUUCUAGACUUCAUGAGAGCUGUGUAUACGUGGUACGAUAACACUCAAAAACAAAUUGCGCUGCGCAACCGAAAGCGCCGAGCCAUAUCACUUUUUAUAAAUGGUACACAAUCUGGGUCUAUCAAAUCCGUAAAUUGCAGCAUGCACGUCGAAUGGCAACGAGACUGCAAGCGUAUUGGCGAGAACGCAUGGCGUGGAAAGUUGGGCCGAGCUCUGUUUCUUGCAGCAACUCGAAAAGCGCGACUACGAGAGUAUCUACGGGCAGAACGGGAGAUGGAAUUUAUGGCAACAGAGGAAGUCGAGAUGCGACAGGUGGAUCGUCAUUUGCGUAUGAUUGUCGUACUACAGCGUCGGUGGCGUGGGGUAGCUGCCAGACAAUUUUACGAAGAGAUGCGACGGGCAAAGUAUAUACUUGUGCAACGGCAAAAAGCAGAAGAGCAGGAGCGUGUUCGUGUCGAAGCAAGAUACAGACUAGUCGAACGUGAGCGUUUAGGGCGCGUCAAACACCUGGCUGCCAUAGCAAUCCAACGCCAUAUCCGUGGGUACCUGGUACGCUGCUGGUUUACGUCGCAGCAAGAGGUGCUGGUACAGCUUCGUUGUGCCUUACGUUUGCAAGCCAUGUAUCGAGGUCGUAUUGCACGUAGACGCACGGCUGCUCUUCGACGGAGCUACAUAACUCGCAUGGAAGUGUUGACACGACGAACUAUUGAAGGAAAAAUGCUGCGAUUUCUCGGGGCUUCGAACCGCCCGACGCAGCGAGCUCUACGCAGUUUUCUCUCUUUCUUUGGCUUGGAUCCGGCCACAUUUCUCACUGACGUUCGAUCCGUAUUCCGUGAAGUUCGCCAAGAUUUCGAUGAUUUACGAGCUUUCUUUCAUGUUGUCAAAGAGAAAGUGAACGCUACGGCAACAAACAACAAAGAGCUGGAGAAUGGAAAGUCUGGGAAUACAGAGAAGCUUCGUCACGAGGCAUUCAACUUGACACGCAAGUCACAGACGGCACGAAGAUUUCUCGGCGAGUUUGAGCAAUUAUUAGCUACCACUGCUGAUGACAGGCGACGCCUUCAAGAGCAUGUGGAUCGGGGCAGCGCUGUAAGAGUUAUUCUACCUGGUCACCCGCGCUGUGGUGAGACGGCAUUCGUCUUAAAUAGUAUCGACAAUGUGGCGCAGGUUAAAAUGGAUUUAGAUGGUGAGUUAGAGUUUAUGCCAUUGUUGAUUCCAGCAACUAAAUUUGAGCCUGCAAAGCGCGUAUUACAUCGUGUACCGGAGCUGUCAUUUUCUGCUGCGUAUGCGCUUAACCUCGGGGGCUCAGACGGCAAAAUCAGUGCAAUAUGGCGGCAACAGCUUACCUCGUAUGCUGCAUCCAUCGCACACGAAUCUAAACGCUUCAGCGCCGCUCGCGUCAUCCAGUGCAUGGCACGCGUUUACAUUGCUCGCUUGCAAUACCAGCGAGAAUUGGAGUUUCAAGGAGUGAAUGCUGCGAGGCGGCAACGAAGUCUGCUUUACGUACUACAAACUUUUCGCUGUGCGAACACUCGUGUUGCUCGAAUGCUUGUGAUGCUUCAACUCGUCAGCCCCAAGGAUGUGCCGCUUGGGCUACCAGACGAACCUCCGGGCAUUCAGAAAGUGAUAAAUCGUGUACAGCGAUUCAUUGGCCGACGUCGUGAAGUAGAACAACUCCUCACGAAGCUUUUACUUGUGGGAGAUAAAGAUCAAGUGAUGGACAAAAAGAACGGGCCUGUACCUUUAACAAAGCCGAUCACUCGUUUUAUUGAUCACCUGUUGCUUCAACCCUUGCGUUGGGUUCAACAAUCUAAAACAGUGAAAAUUGCCAAGCGACAAGCGAAUCGCGGACACGCAAAACUUGAUGCUUUAAUGCGCAAUGCGGAGUUCGCGAAAACUUUCGAAGAGAAACACACGAUAGCCAAAGAAUAUUUCUUUCCUCAGCUCGCAAAUUGCUCAUUUUGUCCCGGGGAAGGGUGGGCACUUGUCCACGGCGUCUUUCAAAUGCGUCGGGUUCCUGUUUGGAGCACUGACGAACAUGACGAUGAUACACCGCAAAAGUUUCAUAGAGCCAGCGUCCCACAUGGCUGGGGUGUAGCGCAUUUCCUGACUGGUGAAGCGCAAUCUGGGAAGAUAGUCGAGGGCGCUCCACUAGCUGCAACUGCUGAAAAAGCCACCAACUGGAAUUGGCUUGAGCGUAAUUCGGUUGAAGCUCGAUUUAAAAGUUUGCAAAUUGUCAAGGGGCUCAAAGCCCAAGAGCGAGAAGAAAUCCAAGAAGCCCAGAUAUUGGAACGCCAAGGUAUUUGGAAUAGUAAGCGCUCACGUGAAGGCCCUCGUGGAUAUGCGAAGCGACACCAGACGCUUAGUAAACUUGAAGAGACCGCAACUGCUUUGUUUGCUCGGUACGAAAGAGAAAUUGCUUGGCGAAUUAAGGAAGAAGAUCGACUUUUACAAGAAGAAGCUCGUGGAAAGGCACAAGCUAGAAGAGAGCAGGCAGAACUAAUAACCCUAGGUCGUGCACUUCACAUACUGCAGCAGCAGAAACCAGAAGCCGUAGUCGACGUACAGAUUCGGGCCACACAAAAAACUCCUUUGGAAUUUUUGAGUGCUGGUUGUUAUAUAGAAGUGGAACUGGACGACGAAAAUUGGUACGAAGCACGCGUGGAAGCGGUGGACCCAUACGAUACAUGCACCGCGGACGUGCUUUACGUAGAGGACGGCAAGCGCGAGAUCAUCAAACUGGUAGAGGCAACCUUUUCCGAGCCCAAUGUCGCUGCUCAACGGAAAGAAGGGAUACAUGCCAAAUUGUUUCGAAAAUGGAGGGCAGGUAAAGCCGUUGAUGUAGCUUGGGAAGCUCCAUUGGACAAUGGUGCGCCGAUUUUUCAGUAUGUAGUCGAGUGGAAAGACGAAAGUGGCGACCAAGCUUCUGAAGGCAAAGCAAUUGUGUCUGACAGUAACAGCCCAAUCAUUUGCCAGCGAAUCGCAGAUACCUUAGAACAGACAGAUCACAUCAAAGCAUCCAGAUACUCAAAUAAGCAUUACCCGAAAGCACCAACGACAACAACACUAUGGCCAAUUCUUCCGCAGUAUGAACAAUCUAUGCGCAUACGCGUCGCAGCACAGAAUACUCAGGGCGUCGGUUGUGCCAGUCUGUACACGAAAAUGCCUAAACAGCUGACAGAAGUAAGUUACUUGACUGCAGUGCAACUACUGCGACCCCCUUUUGACACAACACCAUUAAUUGAAAGAGAGUUGUCUGACAUGGGUGGCGAAGAUAUUGCAUCUCAGAAAUUUGGAGCUCAAUUGAAGUGCACGGUGUGUCAGAUAACGGGAUUUGGCUCGAUUGAUGAAGUUGGAGAGCACAUUUGCCGGACCCAUGCGAUUCCUUUCAUCUGUCCCUUUCGCCUUUGUGCCCACGUCUGUGCUUCAGAGCAAGCUCUUCGUUAUCAUCUCUGGAAUUCUACUGUAAAUCAUCUCAAGACUGAAGAGAAAUCAAACUCAUACUGUGUUGAAAUUUUUCAGCUCUCAAGACAGUACUGUUUCUUUAAACCUAAACGACAUACUGUACCAGGACGUGCUUCAGUUUCUCGUCACAUGUCUUAUGCUUUGCCACGAGACGAAUACGUAAGUGUGGAAAGAGAGCAAUCACAGGUGGAGGAAGAAGUUUACGUGGAAGACAGUGUUAAAGAUGCCGUGCGCACGUGGUUGGCUCGUGGUCGACAUGUCCAAGAAAAGAAUCUAGCCAAGUUUGAAUUGUUGAAGCGCCGUGAACGUGAAAUUCGAGUGGAGACACCGUCACCUCUUUUUGGUGUCGACUUUAAGUCCCCCGAGGUGAAUGUAGCCCAACGCAAUGCUGUUCUGACAGCAAUUCAAUUGCUCAAACAGGAUCUUGAAGCUUUUCAACACGAGACAAAUGCGCAGUUGGAGGUAUUGCGUCACGAAGAAAAUGAAUUACAAGAAUAUAUUACGCAUAAAGUGAAACGCAUAAAGGCAAGUGAUAGUGAAGAAUGGCAGAAGCAGUCGCUUAAACGGGAGCGAAAGAAGGCGGAGAUGUCGUUAGCGCAGGUUCAAGAAAAGCUGAUGACGCUGAUCUCGUCGUCUAACGAGCGUAUUACGAUAUUGGAGAAUGAACUUCAGCGUUUAGGGUCGAUUGAAAAAGCUUUCGUAGCAUUCACUCAUCAGCUUAUCCGGACACAGCGAGUAUAUGCACUCAUACAAGAAGCUCACAGGCAAGGAUCCAACAUUUUUGAACAACAUCGUGUUCUGCUAGACCAGUUUCAAAAAGAUUUGCGCAAACUGUUAGAACGUAUGGACAACGAAGUGGAGGAGCUGAAUGCAUGGACUGCUAGGGCAAAAGACCGAAAGAAACAACUCGAGAGUAUGCAAGAAGGACUGAAGCGCUUGCAAUUGAUGCACGUAGCAGAGCAACAAAUGUUACGACAGCAACGCGAUGAGGGCAAUGAGACCUUUUUCUUGGAGAAACUGCGCCGAGAACAGGCGCACAUCUUGCACCAUCGUGAGCUUGUUGAAAAAAGUGCGGUGACUCAAAGUGCUGUGAAACGAGCAGAGCUGGACAGGGUAAGCGCGAAGACCACUCGUGAAGCUAGUGCGAUUAAUCACGAGUUAAAGACGCCGUUGCAGUCACUACAGAUUUCAAAUCAUGACUUGAUGCUGCACGGUCGAUUUCUGUCCGGUAUAGCGGCAGACGCUUCGGAUUUUGACCUUGAACAAAGGCAGCAGGACGUUGGGAAAGCUAUGUCUUUAAACACGCCAUCGCUUACUCAAACAACUGCAGGAUCGAAAGCUUUGAUAAAGCUAGACGCCCCUGUGGUUGAGGAAACUAGCAAAAUAGUAGCAUUGUCCAAAGGUCAACGAGAAAUGCAAUCAGUAAAGAAGAGUAAGCUUUGUGAGCUUCCCCAAAUGUAUGUUCGUUUGGAAUGUUCAUUUCAGGAUGGCUGGAUUCAAGGCCACGUGGUUAUUGAGUAUAAUGAUGGCUCUAUGUACGAGGGACCGUGGGUCGAAGAUGCCACUUUUAGUGGCUUGAAGAGAGACAUAACUCACACAUGUUCUGAAGCCAAUUUACCCCGUAAAACAUGCAAACCGAGAAAAAAUCACUGGGGAAAGUUUACAUGCCGUGACGGCACCAUAUGGGAAGGCGAAAAUGUUGAUAACUUCUUCUCUCCGUUCACUGCCUGCGGUUCAAAUUUUCGCGUGACGUCGUGUCCUGCAACUCACAUCUACGAAGGAGCAGUUCAGCGUGGCCGCUUCCACGGACUGGGUAUACUACACCUCAAAAUGGCAUUUGUCCGUGGAGAGUACGUAGGUGAGUGGAAAGAUGGCAAACGACACGGCUACGGCAUCGAACGCUUGGAAAACGGGGAAGUGUACGAAGGCUAUUGGGCGCACGAUCGUCAUCAUGGCUCUGGUGAAAUAUUGUUAUCUGACAAAUCUCGCUACGAUGGUUUCUUUCGUCGUGGUCGCUGGCAUGGGCAAGGCACUCGUCUUCUCGCGAAUGGCGAUCGGAUCUCGGGCAUAUUCUGUGACGGCUUUCUUGACGGAUAUGGAACUGUAGACUUUGCUGACGGUCGUCAUUAUACUGGUGCAAUGCAGCAUACACGACGGAAUGGAAAUGGCAUUCUCGUUUAUCCGAAUGGUGAUAGGUACGAAGGUCCUUUCCUAAAUGAUGAAAUGCAUGGCGAAGGAGUCUUUAUCGCUGGACGUGCUGACGGUGAUCUCAAUUUGUGUGAGAAAAGUAAUGUACUGAAACGACCAGGAAGGUGGGAAGCAGGUGAACACAAAGCAUGGUUGAGCAAACCAAGCUCGAAAGUUUCAACCGCUACAUUCGUGGAGUACUUUGGUGUUACGCAACGUAACAUUCAAACGGAUGAAGUGGUGCUCAAUUUGGUAAUGGAUAAGUUUCGAACGCCGUAUGCUGUUAUGGUUGCUCGCCAGUUGCCAACACUGCCUGAAGGUGUUGAUCAAGAAGAUGCUUUUGUCAAGACUAUCGUCCAUUUGCUCGCAAAGACUCAAAAUGUUGUCGUUGGUGCUGAAGUGCUCGAAAAAACGUCUGAUGAGCAUGCAGCAGCCGCCAAAAUGAUUGAGGAGCAGACCUUUGCGUUGGAGAAAUCACGCAAUGAUCAAGAGUUAUGUUCUCGCAUAUGGCGAGAAGAGAAAUCACGUGGCGUGACUUUGGCCUUAGAAUUAAGCGAAGCCGAGGCCCAGGAAGAUUCUUUGCAGCUCAAAGUUGAGCAAUUUUGGAAGCAAGAUCGACAGCAAGUUGAGCGCAAAUAUCGAGAAGCCGUCGAUGGCCUACGCGAAUUGAAACUGUCAGACUGGUAUCACCUUCGAACAGCAAAGCUGGACGACACUUUGAAGUCACUCUUGAAAGCAUUUUGCGUGUUACUUAAUUUCACUUCGAAUAUUCAAUUAGAGCUCGAGGAAAAGGAGAGACGUAAGAAGUUGAUUGAGUAUGAAAAACAUAAACGUCAAUCAGGUGGUACAGCAACUAUGACGCCGCCGGAACUAGCAGAAUUUCCGUCGCGUCAAGACGUACUAUGUUUGUUGUCUAGCAAUACUGAGAAUGUCAUGCUAGGCGAUCGAGAAGGCUUGAUUCACAAAUAUGCGGUCAAGGCUCUGUAUAUCUUGCCACUCUUUGAUGCUUACUCUUUCGCUGAAGGAAUUCGACGAGCUCGUCUGCUUUCUCUGACUCAAGUGAUCCACCACCCACGUCUUCGUUCUACCAACUUUCAACUAUACAGCAUAUCACCGGCUCUUGUAGCCAUAUGCGUCUGGGUGCGUGCUGCAUUUAAUUACGCAUCUCGGGCAGCUGAAAUUGCUCCUAUUGUGCAGCGGGUGAUAUCCCAGCAAUUAAUUCUUCUUCGUUUGCGUCAAGAAUUGGCGACCGCACGAGAUCUUGAGCAGCAGGCUGCAAAAGCUGAUGAAGAUGCUCGUGCCAGGUAUCAAGUAGCACAGGAGAAAAUGAUGAAAUUGCAAGAAACUCAUGCGAAGUUACGCAAGGUGCUGGAUGAUUUGGACGCACUAGAUUGUGCCGAGAGUAAACCCAUGAAAAAACAAAAUAUUACACGUUCAUGCUUGGAUUGUGGCUCGACUGUGGCUAUUGCAGUCGAUGGAGAUCGUAGUAAGCAGGAGAGUACAUCAAAUGAUGCUCAAGCGGCUAAAGUGGGUGCGUUGGCAACGAUUUUAUCAGACUCGUUCCUGGCUCAGGAAUUUCAACUACUCAAGCUCGAGACUCACAAAGUCGUGAGCCGUUAUAAGGGCGGUAAAGUACCGCUGAGCGAGUUUUUUUCAGCGUACGAAAAAUCGAUGCACAAGACGCUAACGCCCACCACUUUUAAAGUCAAGAAGCUGCGUACCUUGCUUGAUUUACUAGAAGAUGUUGUAGUGAUUGUACCGCCUCAGCGAGCAGGAGAAGUAGAGACUGUGCAACUUGCACCCGAGGCAGCGAGUAGUGAAGACGAAUCGGACACGAACAACACCAUAUUGGUGCACUAUCCUGCACCCCCGCGAUUAGCUUUCUGCUGUCAGAUGUGUCCAGGUUUGAGCUAUGCUACAGAAGGCGAACUAUACACACAUGAGGCUACGAAGUGGCAUAAUUUGAACGUUGUAGCUAAGCGAGAAGGUCGAAAACCACAAAAAUUUACAGUAGCGUCUUCAUGCUGGAGUGAAGUCUAUCAUGCUGAAUCUGGUGAAGUAUGUUACUACAACCGCAUGACUCAGCAGGUUGUUAAAGCUGCCGAUGGCCCUCCGUUGGAGAUGCAAGUGAACGAUGUAGUACUUGAUUUGUUGUUUGAUCAAGCGCCCAUGAAAGCGAAUGAAAGUGAGGAUGUAUGGGAGGAAGUGGCUGAAGAGUCAGGCAAUGUCUACUUUUACAAUAAAAUAACUGGCGAAACAAGCUGGACACGUUGUCUAGAAGCUACAGCGAACGAAGCAACAUCAUAG